Zophobas morio is the source of this 1597-nucleotide messenger RNA. RefSeq names its product S6 Kinase Like (gene S6KL). Lineage: Eukaryota; Metazoa; Arthropoda; Insecta; Coleoptera; Tenebrionidae. The coding region runs from base 133 to 1320 and encodes 395 amino acids. The record is from RefSeq and is a predicted model, not a curated record. Gene Ontology annotation, molecular function: ATP binding; protein serine/threonine kinase activity. Gene Ontology annotation, biological process: protein phosphorylation. The transcript is spliced from 9 exons.
ACUUUUGGUCUUUGUAUGUCAAAAAUUUGACAAAGGUUUAUUACCUUAAUUUUGAGGUCAACGUAGAGUGGAAAUGUUUGUAGUUUUGGGAAAGAGAGAAGCCCAUAAUCGAAACGUUCCAACCGUAUUUACAUGGGAAAUACAAGUCCGAAGCCAUCAAAUUUAAGUCAAAGUAGCGUUGAUGGUGUUUACAUACAAAGAGGAGAGGAUUUAUGUCAGAAUCUGAACAGCAGCCUCAGUGGACGUUCUUUUGCGAGUGUUAGCAGCCACCAGUCGACUUACAGUGUAUCGAGGCCUUGGUCCAGAGUCUCCAGAAGAAGGUGGAAGGAAUCGACGCUGACGUUGCCGUACGAAUCUAGCAAGACUGCUUGGCCCGUUUCCCAAACCGAGUCGUUCUUCUUACCGGAAUUUCCGUUGCUGACCAACAACAAAGAAAACAAAUUCGAAAAUUUAGGAGAAAUCAACAAGGGAGCUUUCGGCAAGGUGUACAAGGUCAAGGACGAAAAGGGAGACGUUUACGCUCUGAAGGUUCUGUCCAAAUCUAAGAUAAUUAAAGAGAACGCCGUACGACAAGUGAAAGACGAAGUGCAGAUACAAAGGGUGUGCGGCCAUCAUCCUUAUAUCGUCGACUGUCCCUUCCAUUGGCAGAGCAAGAAGAGACUGUACAUAGUUAGCGAAUACGUUGCCGGUGGCGAACUUUACAAUCUUUUGAAGACAUACGCCGUCCUUCCUGUGGCUUUAGUCAAAAUCUAUAUUGCCCAAUUGGCCCUCGCUCUCGAUUUUCUGCACAACGCUGGUAUCAUUUACCGUGACCUGAAACCGGAAAACAUCCUCUUAGAUGCCAACGGCAACGUCCAACUGAUCGACUUCGGCCUCUCUAAGUGGCUAUCAUACGGAAAAACAACCCGUACGAUUUGCGGAACCCUUUUAUACAUGGCUCCUGAAAUCUUGGCGCAUCUAGAGUACGGGCACUCCGUAGAUUGGUGGAGUCUGGGAGUCAUAGCUUGUCUGAUGCUAACCGGCAAGUACCCAUCGACAGAGGCGGACUCAGCAGACGAACCAGAAACCAGGAGGGUCAGGCUGCCGCAGCACGAACUGGAGGUACCGGCUCGGGAUCUGCUGCUGAGGCUGUUGCAAUUUGAACCCACUAAAAGACUGAGGUCAUUAAGGACCCUGCAAACUAUAGCGUUCUAUAAAGAUUUUAAUUUCGAAAACGUGAAAACAAAAAAGAUGAAGCCAUUAGAUCUGCUGCCGGAACGUCCUCAGGAGGAGAUAAUGGAAUUUGAAGACUUUGAUGGGAAUUACGACACUGUGCUGUGAAGUACUUAAUUUAUAGAUCUGUUAAUAGUCAGUCAGGUUUUUCUGACUUAAUGAUUUCGAGUAUUACUUAAGCAUAUCUAUACUUGAAUUAAAAUGACGCUUUGUGUUCAUUCAGUAAAUGUAAUAUGUAGUUUUUUCUGUAGAUCAAAUCUCUACAUCUUGGAUGUAUACCUCUCUACAUAAAACGUGAUAAUCGUAUAUCUUAUUGUUUCAAACGAACAAGAUGUUCUCAUGUACUGCUGUUUAUGAAUGAAAGUAACAGAUUUACUUUAAAUAA